Galleria mellonella (greater wax moth) is the source of this 2113-nucleotide messenger RNA. RefSeq names its product piggyBac transposable element-derived protein 4-like. Lineage: Eukaryota; Metazoa; Arthropoda; Insecta; Lepidoptera; Pyralidae. The record is from RefSeq and is a predicted model, not a curated record. The coding region runs from base 753 to 1949 and encodes 398 amino acids. The transcript has 2 exons.
UCAAAUCGACGAAUACGCGACACAAAAUAGGCUAUCUCUUUUUAAAGCGGGCGCCAGUGAUCGUGUCGCGACUUGUCAACUCAGUGCCUCUCGUGCUCUUUCAGAAAGCGGUUGUGUGCGGCAGUUUUCUUUGUGAUGGCUUCAAAACAACCACUAUCGGAAGAAAAUAUUACUCGUUUACUGUUAGAAGAGGAUGAUACGAGCAUACCGGAGGAUUCAUGCAGUGAAAAUGAAGAUAAUUUAGAAGAUGAUUAUGUGGAAAGUGAUGCUCAAGACGAGUCGUCAGAUCGCGAAGAUAGCUCACUAAACAUUCCUGAGCCGUCUACAUCGACGUCACAAACACCACUUGAUUUAGGUCAAGAAAAUUCAAGUUCAAAUACUAACAUAUUGACAUUGACACAAAGUAAUAUCCGUGGUAAAAACCGUCAUAUAUAAAUAUUAUUACUAUAAAUAUUAUUCGGGUUGCUAGAGGACCAACUCGAGCUGUUAGGGGUAUUGUGGAUCCACUGGUGUUGUUCAGCCAGUUCUUUACAGAUGAGAUAGUGGACAUCAUAGUGAAGUGGACGAAUGAAGAAAUUGGUGUCAAAAAAGAAAACUAUGACCAAGUAUCUUCCACGCAGAAUAAUACGUGUAACGAAGAAAUCAAAGCCCUUAUCGGCAUUCUAGUUUUGACUGCAGCUCUCAAAGACAACCAUUUAUCCCUCGAAGAACUCUUCAACACUGAGUAUUCUGGUACAAGAUACGUCUCAUGUAUGAGUAAAGAACGAUUUGCUUUCCUUUUCCGAUGUCUUCGAUUCGACGACAAAACGUUUCGAUUACAACGACAGAAAGAUGAUCCUUUUACACCGAUAAGAGAGAUAUGGGAAAUGCUUAUAACUAAGUGUCGAGAUAACUAUGAGGCUGGAAGCAACGUCACAAUUGAUGAGCAACUGUUGGCAUUUCGUGGGAGAUGUAAAUUCAGAAUGUAUAUUCCGAACAAGCCUGCAAAGUAUGGCCUCAAAUUAGAAAUGCUUUGUGAUAGCGGCACUAAAUAUAUGAUCGACUGUGCUCCAUAUCUUGGAAAAGGCACUGAUACUGGAGGCUUGCCUUUGGGAGAAUACUUUGUAAAGGAACUUACACGAAGCAUCCAUGGUACGAACAGAAACGUAACCAUGGAUAAUUGGUUUACGUCGAUACCCUUGGCGAAACAAUUACUUCUGGAGCCUUAUAGACUGACAAUUGUGGGUACAUUACGAUCCAAUAAAAGAGAAAUUCCUGAAGAGAUAAAAAAUAGUCGCUCAAGGAAUGUAAAUACCUCCAUGUUUUGCUAUAAUGGUCCGCUUACGCUUCUUUCGUACAAGCCGAAGCCGUCAAAAAUGGUCUACGUGCUAUCUUCCUGCGAUGAAGAAGGUACAGUGAAUCCCGAGACACAUAAGCCAAAUUUGAUUGAAUUUUACAACAGCACAAAAGGUGGUGUGGACACUUUUGACCAGAUGUGUUCGGUGAUGACUUGCAACAGAAAAACUAAUCGGUGGCCCAUGUGCAUCUUCUACGACAUGCUAAAUAUCGCUUGUAUCAAUAGCUACAUAAUUUACUGCCAUAAUGUGUCAACUCUGGUACAAAAGAUAAUGAGCCGUUGUAAUUAUAUGAAAGAAUUGCAUUCCCAACUUGUAAAACCGUGGCUCGAAACACGACUGCAAAUGCCCACAAUGCCCACGCACACAAAAACGAAAAUACAAAAUGUAUUAGGGAUUGGUACUGAUGUUGAAGGUGGUGAUCGUGACAAAGUGCAGUCAACGUCGAGAAAUGAGUCUGUAUCGACAGGUCAUAAUAUAAGAAAAAGGAAAAUUUGCGGUAUAUGUUCCUAUAAGAAACGGCGUAUGACAAAGUCCAUUUGCUCACAGUGCAGCAUCGCAAUCUGCGGUGAACAUAAGAUUGAUUUCUGCACUAGUUGCGCAGACAAAAAAUAGCUUUUAUAUAUUUUUUUAUAUUACUAAGAUCUCGUUCUAUAAGUACUUAAGAGAAGAAUAUGAUUUUUUUUUGUUUAAAUAUUUUUGUUAAUUUUCCAAAGAAUAACGUUUUUUUGAUCUCAUGAAAACCAAGUGCCUUACUAAAAAUGUUAAGUUUGAAUAAA